AUCUAUUAAUUAUACAGGCAUCCUCUGCUCGUCAUCCGCUUAGCUACUCGCUCAUCCAUCCCCAUCUUCAACCUCGUCCUCUCCGCCAUGUCUGCCUCCUCGUCAACCUCUCUCCCCGCCCACCGGAUUGGCCACUCCCUCUCAUGACGUGCCAUUUUGCGGUGACCAGGUUGUCACCAAUGUAGCGAGAUCCGACGGGCAGGCAGGGGAUCGGUUCUACAAGUGCAUGUUGUACGAUGCACGACAGUGUCGUUUCUUCGAGUUACAGCAAGCAUACUGCAGGAGGAUGACCCCUCACCAGAUCGCCACUACUCGGCGGCAAGCCAGGAUUAACCCAGCUGGCCAGGGAUCUGGUGUCUACCAGGGCAACGGGGUGGCUCAGAUGGUUCCUGUUGCCACCCAGGCCCAGAUCCAGGCGCAAGCUCCACACCAAGUGCAGACACCCCCGCCGGCGGCGAGCAACCUGAUUGCUGAAGCGGAUAGGCCGGCCGCCGUAGCCGGAGCCGUCCUUGCAGGACAGGGCCUCGUUGUUGUCUCUAUUCUCAUGGUAGCUGUCAACAUCAUGCUUACUGCUCUCGUUAUGGUGGUUGUUCUUGCUAAGUAGGAGGGAGGUGGGGCUGAAGCCGUAGUUUUCAUUUUCUCCGCAUUUUUUUCUAUAAAUGGCUCUGGA
This is a messenger RNA of Triticum aestivum (bread wheat), 670 nucleotides long. RefSeq lists its product as uncharacterized. The transcript has 2 exons. NCBI's taxonomy places the organism in Eukaryota, Viridiplantae, Streptophyta, Magnoliopsida, Poales, Poaceae. The coding region runs from base 227 to 604 and encodes 125 amino acids. The record is from RefSeq and is a predicted model, not a curated record.